Paramuricea clavata is the source of this 4913-nucleotide messenger RNA. Lineage: Eukaryota; Metazoa; Cnidaria; Anthozoa; Malacalcyonacea; Plexauridae. The record is from the annotation of a GenBank genome assembly.
AUGAAGUGCUAUCCAAAGCUGUUUGAUGCUGGUGGAUUUGAGUGUUUGUUGUUUCAAAGAGGUGGUGGAGAAGAUGGUGGGUUUCAUAGCCAAGCCAAGAUAUACAUAAGGCCUCUUCAAAAAGAUAUAUGCUUGAAGGAUGAUAGUCAAAAUUUGGAACAAGAUUUACAGGUAAUUAUAGAGAUGGUGCUUCGGUGGCGAAGUGAUUAGCGCACUUGCCUUUGACCUCUGAAGCCGCAGGUUCAAGCCUCAAUGAGAACUUUCUCAAUGCGACUCGAACCCAGUCCUCAUGUGAAAAGAGUAAAAGUCAACACUCUGCCGAUAGUUGUGGGUUUUCUCCGGGUACUCCCACAGGGAAAGUUGACAGGAUGGUGUAGGUAAAAGGGCCCACAGUAAUUGGCAUAUAUAUGCUGUUGUGGUAACCCUGCCCUAGUUGGCAAAGCUAAAUAAUAAAAAAGAUUGUUCAUUGCUUGUACCGGUAUUGCAUGUGCAUUAUACAAUCAUUUUGAUGUUGAAUUAACCUAAUAAUUUUCUCAUCGCCAUUUUUGGGUUAUUUUUUUUGCCAAUCCUGCGAGCGUAACACCAUGUAACGGCGACAUUUUAUAAUUUUGUGGGUACAUGAUGGUAAAUUUACUCUGUAAAUAGUUAGUUUGUUCUGAAAUAUUGCUUUUCACAUUGUUAUAAUCGUUUACGAAAAAUUACAGUACCCCCAAAAUGGCGGUGUGAGAAAGGCUAAUUGGUUUCAUUGGUGGGGAUGUAUAUUCAUAUAUUCAUGUUCACAUACCGUAAAAGCAAUCACUUUUAAAAGAAAUCCAUCGGGCAGUUCUACACAAAUAUAUGAAUAUGCAACACUCAUCUUGCUACGGCCAUGACCACCAUGGCAAUUAUAUAGCUAUUUCAUGCAGUAUAAUAGUGGUUUGGGAUAUUUAUAAUACAAGCACUUCUCUACUACCAGUAUAUAAUUAUGGUAGUAAAUAGUAUUACUCAAUCUAGUCUGCCAAAAGGGAAUAUUUAGUUGUAAGAGGAAUAGUUAAUACGACAGCCAGCAAACUAAAGCACGGCCAUGCACUGAGAAUGAACGACACACAUGCAGCACUACAGCAAAUCUAUUUUAGCCCCCUUCCCACCUACUGUAAAAAACUCAAUUUUCUUCUGAAAACCGGCAGUAAACCAAAGUGCUUGUAAAUAUCUAUGCUGUUGGUGAAUUAACAUUAAUUGCGUUAAUAAGUUUUAUAAAUAAUAUUAAAAUUGUCUCCUUUUAUACAUUUGUCAAUAGUUAAAUUCUCAUUUCUUCAUCAGGAAAUAAUUGCUGGGCCAGUGGUUGAUUGCCUUGUCUGUGGUGAUUCAAUUCUGAUGAAUUCCAUGAAAGAACACCAGGUCAAACACAAUUCUUCUCUUACCAAGCCAAGGGUAUUUGAACUACUGUAUUAGCUUAAUGUACAUUAAAUAGACGAUGUUCAGUUAAUAAAGUUGACAAAUACUACACCAUGCUGCCAGGCUUCCAUUUGGAUUCUGAAAGGUAGCCAGCCACAUCAAUAUUUUUCAGCAGCUUCUGGCAUAUUCCCCCAUUAUGGUUUUUCACAUCUACUGUAACUUGUGUUGCUAUUAGGGUGAUUUCAAAUUGUGUGUCUAGCUGCUGUACAUAAUGUAAAUGAAUCCGACUGCACAAAAUUUUGUUAUAUUUUUUAUAGAGACAAAGACAUGCAGAUGUUGAAAACAUAUUUGAGAGGUAUAAAGUCAAACAAAUUAUCUGAGUUUCUUAUAUGUACAUGAUUAGCAAACUUUUGUUGACAAAUCUCGUUUUUCACAAAUGCGAUAUCCUUAACAGUUUGAGCAUCCUAUACAACUCAUGUGUAAUAGUAUAUGCAUAUACAGAUAUAGAAAUGUUAUAAAUGUUAAGGGGAAAAUAUGGUAUUUGACAUUGUAUGUUUUCUUUUUUAAAGCUGUGAGAUCUUUUUUAUUUACAGGUAGUUCAACUUGUUGGUUCAUCAAUGUAUGCUUCAUUCGCUGGUAUUAUAGAUCGCUGAGCCCCUUGUCAAGUCAUUCAAACUAAUUAAAAAUUGAACAUGAAAAAAACUGUUUCAAAAUAUAUUUGCUGUAUAAGUUCUUUAAUUUUGUUCAAGAAAGUGCAUGAAAUGGCUUUUUUUUCUGAGCCUCAAUUUUUGCAGGUCCCUGGUUAAUGUGCUCCCCUCAAAUGUCCGCCGAUAUUCAGCAGGUGUUACAUCAGUGCCAUGGGAAUGCAGAUGCCGCAGCACAUCAUCUGCUGGGUAAUUUUUAGUUACUGGUAAAACUGUUUGUAAAUGGGGGGGGGGGGAGCUGCUGUGAGAUGCGCAUCCCCAACUCCCUCCCACUCCUCCUAAACAAAAUUACAGUAUUAUCAUGAAAACAAUUAUAAAACAUUUAAUAUGUGUAUUUAAAUGCUCUACAUCUAGUUAACUAGUUUCUAAAACAAAUUUAUAUUAAAACUGCAUUUUUUUGCUUAGGAAUUCCAGUUGUUAAAGUUGAUGGAAGUGAUAGAAGUGGCAUGCAGACAUCUGUUGAAACAGGUAAAAGUUGUGCCUCAUAUUCCACACCUACUACUGCUCUCUUGGGUUAUCAGAAGGAAGUGAUUGAAGAGGAUUCGCCCAGACAAAAGAUUUGUGUGUGUAGAAUUGACGGAGUGAGUGAAUUAAGAAGAGAAAUAAUUGGAAUAUACAAGCUAGAAGCCUGAUUUGAACUUGAAGGCUAACAUAAAAGUGAGAUUUGAAGAAGAGGAAGCUGUUGGCAGUGGACCUGUCCGCGAGUAUUUAGUAAACGCAAUUAAAGUUGUGGAUGAAGGCAUUCUGACCCCAAAUGGAAAACCAUUGAUUUUCUUCGAGGGAGAACAAGAUCAUCGUCCACCUAUUCACGACCAGUCCUUACGUCUGAUGGGAACGUUUAAGGCAGUUGGCCGUAUAAUUGGGCAUAGCGUUUUGCAUGGUGGCCCGGGUCUUCAGGUCUGUCCCCAGCAAUAAAGCACUUUCUGUCAACAGAUGAAGAAUCACAGGAGCCCCCUUCGAUUGUUGUUGAAGAUAUUACAGACAUUUACCUCAGGCAGAUAAUAAUGAAACAUGUAAGUUUAAUGUUUUUGACAUUUUUUUAUUAUUUCAAUGUCUUAAGAAUGCUAUCGACAACUACAGUUUUUCACAAAUUUAAACUAAGAAAUGCGCCAGAUUUCAACUAAUAAUUUAUUCAACCAAUGACUAAAAUUAACUACAAGGAUUGAAAUCUUGUUCGGUCAUAUUUUUUAGAUUGAAAUUUAGUAAUAAGGCCUUGUGGAUUGAAUUAAUUUUUCAUCACAAUGAAUUUAGUACUGCAUAAAAAUCUCGUACACAGAAGGAUCAAGGUUGACUGCAUUUUAAACUUUUUUAUACCAUGAUGUGACGCAAGCAUUUAUUGGUUUUAAAUUGUACAAUUUAAUACUGUAUGGAAUCAUAAAAUUGCAUACACCAAUUACGUGUCAGCAUUGUCAGUGUUUGUGAAUACAUGCAGAACUGCUAAUGGUAAUGAGUACAUUUUUUAUUAUUUAGUUGGAUAAUUGUGAACGUAGUGAGAAUAGUCAAUAUCCCAUAGAUAUAUCGCAGACAAGAGAAGACCUCCAGUCGUACUUGAUGGAAGCUGGCCUCGACCCAGACAAUUUUCAAGAGCUCUAUAAUAUGAUGAUUGAAGGAUUAAUGAUGUUCAAUGUAAAAGAUAAGAGACGAAUGGAACUACUUGACAUUCAAAAAGGUACAGUGCAUCUUGCUAAUAGUAUCAAUAAAGUUUACCAAUGAUACCACUAUUGUAGUAGCACUGUUUUUUUAUGAAUUUUAUAGGCAUGGAAGAAGUAUCACUCAUCACUUUUUUGAUAAAAAACCGCAUUCUUACCCAAGUGGUGUUUCCAACUGAUCAAGAAAGAAUUAUUCCUGCCGAACAUUUGUUGGAGCACACAAGGUUUGAAGAAGAAGAUGUAUCAGAAUCUAAUAAGACAACUGCUAUGUUUUUCCGAUCCUACAUUAAAGAAAUUGCAGAGAGAAAGGAAGGUACUGCACAUGUUUGUAAAAUUUAUUUUUAAAAUAGUGUUUUACAGAAUCCAUUUCGUAUCGAUAUCUGUACGUCUCACACAAAUGUUGUCCUAAUUUGCAUCAACUGUAUACUGAAAUUAUAUUAUAUAAGCCGAAUUUAAAUUUAACUUUUAGGAAAUGAAUUUUCAAAAUAUAACUAUUUGUCUAUUUAAACCCUUGUUUUCAAAGAAUAGGGACAAAUAUUCCAACGAUUGAAUGUGAUAUUUAUGAAAUUUAAAACGACUCGUCUUUGACACGUCAUUUUAAAAUGUACAUGUGCAUGUACAUGUGCCUAACUGCGAAAUUCAGAUGUUUGUACAUGAGCGAUUGUAUUCAAACUUCCUACUUUUCUGCUUUCGCAGUAAGUAGAACUGACUUCUACUCAAUGACAAUGGUGAAGUGAAAUUUUUUCUCGCAAAGCCCAAUUUUUCUUUACUGUACUGCGCAUGCAGUAAUUUCACACACAAUUUUUAGUAAUUUCACACGAAAUUUUUCGCAUUUCGCCGAAGAAAGCGCCUGUGGAAUCAGGCCUUUAUGCUGUACUAUUCAACGGUCAAUUUUAGAAAAAAAGAUUAACACCAUUUAACAAAAAUUACUACCAUUUAACAUCGCUACCUGGCCUUAGUAUACAACAACGCAUAGCCAUGCUUCAUAUUUAUUUUAUUGUAUUACUUAAAUUAAAUAAAUAUUCAAUUUUUUUAACAUUUACUGCUUAUUUCAGAUGGUGCUCAAGUGUUGGAUUUAGUGUGCUUUUGGACUGGUAGUGUAAUAAUACCAUGCAACACACAAUAUUUCCUUGUUAAAUUUGAUGCUGGUGAAAUUGACCUGCCACUUUCUGAAACCUGUUUUUAA